GUGGCGGCCUCAGAGGGUGUGAGCUACCUGCUCGUUCUGGGCAUCAUCGGCUGGAGCAUCUACACCAAGGCCACCACCGGCAGCGGCUUGCCGGCGGGACCCGCGGGCCUGCUGGGGGCAGUGGAGGGUGUGAGCUACCUGUCGCUGCUG
This is a messenger RNA of Volvox carteri f. nagariensis, 150 nucleotides long. RefSeq lists its product as uncharacterized. The transcript has a single exon. The annotation marks the transcript as partial. Lineage: Eukaryota; Viridiplantae; Chlorophyta; Chlorophyceae; Chlamydomonadales; Volvocaceae. The record is from RefSeq and is a predicted model, not a curated record.